AUGGACAGCCCCCUUCUUUCCCCCGCCAAAGCGCGACAAGCAGCCAUCCAAGCAAAAGAUUGGGCCUACGUCAACUCCUGGCUAAGUCGCCAAUACGCCCCGAACCCAGUCCCCACAUUCGAACGAAACGAAGAUACGCUACGCACAUUACUUGCCCUAGCGGCAGCCAACGACACCGCCGACGAGGAAGCGGCCCUCCUACACCAGGCACGCGAACAAGCCGUGCAGGGAUUCAAAGCGCGCGAAGAGACAGAAGACAAACAGAAGAAGGAAAUACUCGAUGAGCUGGAAUAUUGUCUCGACGAUAAAGGUGGACAGGAUCUGGAUGAUCUGGCCAAAUCGGCCGCGGCGUUGGGUGCUCUGGACGUGGAGGCGGCACACCUGGGUCAAGCCGUUGUCGACUUGACGAAGGAGGAAUUUGGCGUGCAGGACCAGCUGGAUAAGGUGGAUAUGUUACAUGAUUAUCUGCAGAGGGAGUUGGAGGCGCUGCGCCGGCAACUGGAUGAACUUAGGUCAGAUCCGGCGUAUGAGGUUCCGGCUGAUUUGCCGGCUAAGACGGUUGAGUGGACGAAAGGUACGAAGGUUCUCGCUGCUAAAGUUAAUGAAUAUCAGGAUAGGGUUGCUGCUUUGAAGAGGAAUCAAAGCAAAGGGCCUACGUUGGGUGAGGUGCUGGCGGAGGAGGAAGAUAUCAAAAAGCUUAUGGAUAAUGUCAAGAGUUUGGAACAUCGGCUUCAGUUGUUCCAGAAUCUUCCUACGGAUGUACAAGGGGCGCGGGCUAAGUAUCGAGAGUUAUUAGAGGAACUCAGCGAGCUUACCCAAGAACGAGACUCGAAGCUUGAUCAAUCCAGACGGGAGAAGUGA
Molecule: messenger RNA, 861 nt
Organism: Aspergillus oryzae RIB40
Lineage: Eukaryota; Fungi; Ascomycota; Eurotiomycetes; Eurotiales; Aspergillaceae
Exons: 1
Coding region: 1-861 (286 amino acids)
Biological process (GO): spindle assembly
Cellular component (GO): HAUS complex; cytosol
Source: RefSeq, a predicted model, not a curated record